UUGUUUUUAAGGUAUAUCUGGGAACUGCUACGAGUGGGUGAUCUAUCCUCAAAGGCUGUUGUGAUCACAGGAUGUGACACUGGAUUUGGUCGAGAAUUAGCUAAACGUUGCAUCGCCAAAGGAUUCACAGUGUUCGCUGGUUGUCUCACGGAACAGGGCCAGAUAUCGCUGAAAAAAGAAUGUCCCUCUCCGAAACUGCACACGAUUACUCUUGAUGUAGCAUCAGAUGAAAGCGUCUCCCAAGCGAAAGACUACGUUGAACGCAAUCUUGGCGGACUUAAGUUGUGGGGUGUCGUAAACAAUGCCGGCAUUUUCUCGUGUUAUGGCCCCGACGACUGGACUGCUAUCGAAGACUACAAACGAGCGGUGGAAGUGAACACAUUUGGUGUGAUACGUGUCACUCAUGCGUUCAAGAAGCACGUGAAGAAUGCGGAAGGGCGCAUUGUAACCGUGACCUCGGUGAACGGCAGAUUGUCUUCACCCGGUUCCGGGCCUUAUGUAGUCAGCAAAUUUGGCGCUGAAGCUUACAUGGAUGCGAUAAGACAAGAAUUGUAUGCAUGGGGAGUAAAGGUCUCUAUUCUCGAGCCAGGCAUCUUCAGAACACCAUUGAUAAAUGAGAAGGCCAUGCUCGAUAGGAUAGAAGCGGUUUGGUCGAAGGUCGACGAUGAGACAAAAGAGGAAUACGGAGAAAGAUUCAAGGACCACUUUGGAAAAAUGUGGAAUCAUAUCUAUAUAUCAAUGAGUUCACCUAAUAUUCACUACGUUGUUGACAAUUAUCUUCACGCUCUAACCGCUGUGUACCCGAGGCAUCGGUACUACUGUGGUUGGGACGCAAUUCUAAUGUACAUCCCUUUGUCAUUGAUGCCUUCGUGGUUUGUAGACUUCGUGGUACGAGCAAUAGGCCAUCAAGAUGUACAACCACAGAUUAUCGAGAAAAAAGUGAAGAAAACUAAUUAA
Molecule: messenger RNA, 957 nt
Organism: Strongylus vulgaris
Lineage: Eukaryota; Metazoa; Nematoda; Chromadorea; Rhabditida; Strongylidae
Source: the annotation of a GenBank genome assembly